AUGGCAGAGCUCAGAAAUCAAGACCUGCUCUCGAACAGAGCACGAGAUAACGUUGAGGGAGAUGACCACUGGGCACCGCUCGUCAACGCAUUGGCCAGUCCAUACAGUCCUACAAAUACGGAUGGCAUCGCCCACUUCACGUACGGCAAUGGACCUCAAGGCUCUCCUCGCCUACGAAAAGCCAUCUCGAACUUCUUCAACAGCCGCUUCGCACCACUAAAACCCACACAACCAGAUGAAUUCAUCAUCACCGCAGGAGUAACGGCAAUGAUCGACCACCUGACAUGGUCAAUCUGCAACGAAGGCGAAGGCAUUCUCCUUCCGCAGCCUCUCUACACUGGCUUCACGAACGAUAUACCCACCCGGUCGAAAGGGAAACUCGUGCCUGUGUCGUUCGCUCGGGAAGACGGUUCAGUCGUUCUCGACGAUGUAUUUGAUCCAGAGGCGAAUCUGAGAUGCUUUGAGCGAGCUUACGCUGAGAGCCAAAGAAAUGGUGCCAAGAUCAAGGGCGUGAUGAUCACGAACCCGCACAAUCCGCUUGGGAAGUGCUAUUCGAAGGAAGCCAUUGUGGCUAUUAUGCGCUUUUGUGCGAAGUAUGGUCUUCAUUACCUGUCGGAUGAGAUUUACGCCAUGAGUGUCUUCAAAAAUGAGCGCUAUCCGGACGCUACGCCAUUCCAGUCGGUGCUUUCAAUUGAUACCGAAGGGAUCAUCAAUCCGGAGCUGGUGCAUGUGCUUUAUGGAGCAGCGAAGGACUUUUGUGCCAAUGGCUUGCGGUUGGGUGCGUUCCACACGCGGAAUGAGGUGCUUCGGAAGGCUGUGUUGAGCAUAACUACGUUCUCGUGGGAAGCGUACAUUGUCCAAGACAUGUGGGCCAGGAUACUGGAAGACACUCCUUUCCUGGACCGUUUCAUUGGGGACAACCAGAAGCAGCUGGCGAGCCACUACGCCCUUCUGACCAAUUUCCUAGAUGACAAUCACAUCCCAUACUUCCAGGGCGGCAAUGCUGCUCUUUUCCUUUGGGUGGAUCUCAGAAGGUGGUUACUGGGGAACAGUGACGCUGAUACGGCCGUUCUCCGAUCGACAAGUCCAGAUGCUGCAAAGUACAAGGCAAAAGAAGACCGACUCAGCAAGCGCUGGUUGGAGAAAGGAGUUAUGAUUGCUAAGGGCUCCAGAUCGCUUAGCGAGGAGAUAGGGUGGUUCCGGAUUGUGUUCACUGCGGAGGAGAAGGCUUUGCGGACGGGACUAAAUAGGUUUCUGGAGGGGCUGCGGGAGUGGUAA
Saxophila tyrrhenica is the source of this 1278-nucleotide messenger RNA. RefSeq lists its product as uncharacterized. Gene Ontology annotation, biological process: biosynthetic process; amino acid metabolic process. Gene Ontology annotation, molecular function: pyridoxal phosphate binding; transaminase activity. The transcript is spliced from 3 exons. Bases 1 to 1278 code for a protein of 425 amino acids. NCBI's taxonomy places the organism in Eukaryota, Fungi, Ascomycota, Dothideomycetes, Mycosphaerellales, Extremaceae. The record is from RefSeq and is a predicted model, not a curated record.